Messenger RNA from Capra hircus (goat), 1670 nucleotides. RefSeq names its product gap junction protein beta 1 (gene GJB1). Gene Ontology annotation, cellular component: connexin complex. Bases 155 to 1009 code for a protein of 284 amino acids. The record is from RefSeq and is a predicted model, not a curated record. Lineage: Eukaryota; Metazoa; Chordata; Mammalia; Artiodactyla; Bovidae. The transcript has 2 exons. Gene Ontology annotation, biological process: cell communication.
UAAAGCAGCAUAUGACUCCCCAGCACCGGGCGGUGAUGAAUUGGGACGCAGGCGCGAACCCAGGGACCACUCCCCCUGCAUAGACAUGAGACCAUAGGGGACCUGUCUGGGUGGCCUCAGGGAUAGGCGCUCCCCAAGGUGUGAAUGAAGCAGGAUGAACUGGACGGGUUUGUACACCUUGCUCAGUGGCGUGAAUCGGCAUUCUACUGCCAUUGGCCGAGUAUGGCUCUCUGUCAUCUUCAUCUUCAGAAUCAUGGUGCUGGUGGUGGCUGCCGAGAGCGUGUGGGGUGAUGAGAAGUCUUCCUUCAUCUGCAACACCCUCCAGCCUGGCUGCAAUAGUGUCUGCUACGACCACUUUUUCCCCAUUUCCCACGUGCGUCUGUGGUCUCUGCAGCUCAUCUUGGUGUCCACCCCAGCUCUCCUCGUGGCCAUGCACGUGGCACACCAGCAGCACAUUGAAAAGAAAAUGCUUCGACUUGAGGGCCACGGCGACCCCCUGCACCUGGAGGAGGUGAAGAGGCACAAGGUCCACAUCUCAGGGACACUGUGGUGGACCUAUGUGAUCAGCGUGGUCUUCCGGCUGCUGUUCGAGGCCGCUUUCAUGUAUGUCUUUUAUCUGCUCUAUCCUGGCUACGCCAUGGUGCGGCUGGUCAAGUGUGAUGCCUACCCCUGCCCCAACACAGUGGACUGCUUCGUGUCCCGCCCCACGGAGAAAACCAUCUUCACGGUCUUCAUGCUGGCCGCCUCAGGCAUCUGCAUCAUCCUCAACGUGGCCGAGGUGGUGUACCUCAUCUUCCGGGCCUGUGCCCGCCGAGCCCAGCGCCGCUCCAAUCCACCCUCCCGCAAGGGCUCGGGGGGCUUCGGCCAUCGCCUCUCACCUGAAUACAAGCAGAAUGAGAUCAACAAGCUGCUGAGUGAGCAGGACGGCUCCCUGAAAGACAUACUGCGCCGCAGCCCUGGCACCGGGGCUGGGCUGGCCGAGAAGAGUGACCGCUGCUCGGCCUGCUGAUGCCACAGACCAGGCAACCUCCCAUCCUGCCCCCCACCCCUGUCCUGCCCCAGGCCUGCCCCUCCUUCUCCCCUGCCGGCGUGCAGGCCUCUACCUGCUAGAGGUUGCUCCAUCAAAACUUUCCUUCCCUCCCUACUUCUCUUCCUCCUCAGGGCCUUCUGCCUCAGGGCCUGAAGGUGUGGGGAGCUGGAGGCCACCCACGCCAGCACUCAAGGCUAUUGAGGGCGCAGGCAGCUCUCGUUGCCUGCACCCCUUUCUCUUCCCUCUCCCUCUCCCUGGGACCACUGGGGACCAGAGGUGGGAUGCUCUGACAACAUCUCCAAUUAUGAAACUAAUCUUAACCCCGUGCUGUCAGAUACCCUAUUUCUGGAGUCACGUCGGUGGGGAGGGAUGUGGGCAAGUAGAGUGGAGGGAGGGUGCUGUGGACGUGUGGGUGGGGAAGGGAGGGUAGCAAACGAAAGCAAAGGAGGAACAGUGCUUGCCGGCCCUGAGGAAAAGGAGGACAUGUCUGGGGUGGAGGAGCUAGGGAGGGAGAAGCAGGCAGAUAAGUUGGAGUGGGGGUUGGUCAGGGUUGCCUUUGCCUCUAGUCCUCAAGGCCUCUCUCUGCCUGAAAUGUUACACAUUAAACAGGAUUUUACAGUAAACGAAGAGAUGGCUUGUG